GCUACCGAGAGGGCGGGCAUCCAGUAGUGUGGCGCAGCCAUGUCGGGCCCGGCGCGUGCGCGCCUUCACGCGCUACAUCUUGUGCCCGCUGCUCUUCUGAUAUUCUUCUGGAGUCCAACUCCUGUUUCUACAGUGGUCUGUAAUCAGACUCUGUGUGAUUGUCGUGGAAUAAAAGGAGAUCAAGGAAGCAUAGGCCCUCCGGGCAUCCCAGGCCUUCAAGGGGACUACGGAGCAGAUGGACUCGAAGGAAGAAUUGGUUUACCCGGUGUGCCGGGAGACUGGGGAGAACGCGGAGAUUUCGGGGACAAAGGAGAACGAGGAACCGAAGGAUCUUAUGGCCGACGAGGAGACGAAGGACCACAGGGUCUGCCUGGGUUAGAAGGAGUAUUUGGAUUCCCAGGAUUGGACGGCUGUAGUGGUAUUGAUGGAGUUCAAGGCGUUCCCGGUAUACAAGGUCCACCUGGUGAUAGAGGUAUUCCAGGACCUUACGGAGAAAAAGGCCUUCAAGGCUUGGCAGGAGAAGGUGGAGUUAACUCAAGAGGUGCAAAAGGAGAUCAAGGAGAUGGUGGUAGACCAGGUAGUUAUGGACUUCCUGGACCCCAGGGUUGGAGAGGAGACAGUGGUCUACCCGGAGACGAGGGUGAUCAAGGCCCAAUGGGCUUAAAAGGAGAACCUGGAUAUAGUGGCGACUUGGGUGAAGAUGUCAUAGGACCAGCUGGAGAAAAGGGAGAUCAAGGCAAUGUUGGUGAUAGAGGAAGACCUGCCUCUCUAGUAAUUGUCGAUGAAGUACGAGAGUACAACAUUUCAAUAACAAGGGGGUCAAAAGGUGAAAAAGGAUUACGUGGACAGCAAGGUGUAAAAGGAAUUAAAGGAGAAACAGGUUCUGUGGGUCUAAGGGGAACUUAUGGACCUAAUGGACUACAAGGCUACAAAGGAGAUCAGGGUGACGACGGACCUCGGGGCAAGCCUGGACACCGAGGACCACAAGGGCCGCCUGGACAAAAAGGCAUUAAAGGUGCUCCUGGAUAUGCGGGACCGGAUGGUGCGAAUGGUUUAACAGGACCCAGUGGAGAAGAUGCAAGACCGGGAAAUCCUGGCCCGCAAGGCUUUUCCGGAGAACCUGGAAUAUUCGAUGAGACACUAAACGAACCUUUACUACCAGGUUCGAUGGGUCCACAAGGUCCAGUUGGCUUUGUCGGGCCUAUGGGAGCACCUGGAUUAGACGGUGCAGUUGGCCAGCCUGGCUUAAUGGGACCACCAGGGCUACCAGGAGCUAAAGGCCUACCUGGUCCACAAGGUGCUCCAGGUAUAUCGCCCAAGGGAGAACCCGGAGAUGAUGGUUUUAAAGGUCUGCCUGGCCCACGUGGCCCUAACGGAUAUCCAGGAAUACAAGGACCUGUUGGUCCUAAAGGUUUUAAAGGAAACACAGUAAUUGGGGAACCUGGUGAAGAGGGCACCCCAGGAAUAGAUGGCAUUCCAGGUUUAAGGGGUGACAGGGGUGAACCAGGUGCAAUCGGACCAGCAGGAUAUCCUGGCAGGGGCGUUUACGGUGCUGGACCGCCGGGUGAUCGAGGCCCACCCGGAAGACCUGGAAUAGCUGGAAGCCCUGGUAAUCCGGGUCGUCCUGGAUCGCCUGGUCUAAAAGGAGAACAUGGAGAUGACUGUCCAUUUUGUCCUUCGGGUCUGCCUGGCAGUAAAGGGCAGAAAGGAGACGAUGGUUUUACUGGUCGUCAAGGAUUCCCAGGUUUUGUUGGCCUACCAGGACCUCGUGGUCAACGUGGAGCUCCAGGGAUACCUGGAAUAAAUGGUCCAAAGGGGCCAAAGGGUAAUAAAGGGCUUGCUGGUAUGGCAGGACCUCAAGGACCAAAAGGACCUGAAGGACGUUUGAAUACACCUGCAUAUGCCUUAACCGUAGCAGACCGCGGUCCUCGCGGUGAACCAGGUUUUAUCGGACCACCGGGUUUUCCUGGGGACACUGGUCGACAAGGACCUCACGGAGAUUCAGGAAUCACUGGAUUCAAAGGUGUGCGCGGUGACUUCGGCCAACCCGGAACUCCUGGAAGAAACGGAUCCCGUGGAAGGGAUGGAGUACCUGGAUGGCCCGGAGCUACUCCGGAUAUUCCGAUGGCUUUUCUUUUCGGUGAAAAAGGAGAUAUGGGUUUAACUGGCGAAGAAGGAGAUAAGGGAGAAAUUGGCCCACCUGGAGAAACUGGAGAAUCACUGAUUGAUGGCAUUUAUGCUAAAGGAGAAAAAGGAUAUCCAGGAUACCCUGGCUUCAAUGGUGUACCCGGGAGAAAAGGUAUUCGAGGGGAUCAGGGUUCAGAUGGGUACCCAGGUAUGGGAGGUGAUAUUGGAAUACAGGGUACAUCACAACAAGGACCAAAGGGCUUCAAAGGAUUUAGUGGAGAAAAAGGUAGCAUUGGGCCAUACGGUGAUCCAGGUAGUCCUGGUUACCGGGGACCCUUUGGCAGCGAUGGUCAAAAAGGACAAAAAGGUAUGCGUGGUGACGGUGGCUACGCAACUUUGCCAGGAGAAAGAGGAUCAAACGGAAUAAACGGAGAACGAGGCGAUAAUGGAGAGCCUGGUUAUCCUGGGACUCCCGGAAGAUCUGGAGUUAUAGGUCAGAAAGGCGUAACUGGAGCGCCUGGAGAUAUAGGACCUGAUGGACCACCUGGACCUCGGGGACGAAAAGGUUUCCCCGGGAUAAUAAUACAAGGUGCACCUGGACUACCUGGACGUCCAGGAUCACCUGGUCCGAUGGGACCUAUUGGUGCACAAGGCUUACAAGGAAGUAACGGCCUACAAGGUUUUACAGGACCUAAAGGAAUGAAAGGAAACUCAGGAAGAUAUGGGCGUCGCGGUGAGCCUGGUGUACCUGGGUCGAUAGGGUUCACUGGAUUUUCUGGAUUAAUGGGAUUACCUGGAGCCAGUGGAAAGCCAGGAGAGCGAGGUGAUAAAGGUGCUCCUGGUUUUAAUGGAGAGCCUGGUCAAGAUGGUUUAGUAGGGCCUCUAGGACCUAAAGGCUAUAUAGGUAACCCAGGCUUAACAGGAAAACCAGGUAUUCCAGGCUUACCAGGAGGAAAGGGAGAACGUGGAAUUUAUGGUUAUCAAGGACCAAAAGGAGACCGAGGAGAUAACGCGGUUUCUGGAUCAAAAGGAGAACCCGGUGAACAUGGCAUAAAUGGUUAUACAGGGAGAGAUGGAAUACCCGGACAAAAAGGAGUUAAGGGUCCUCAAGGAAUGCCUGGUUUAAGCAUACGAGGUCCGCCUGGUACUAAAGGUGAUAAAGGAGAUACAGGUUUCUCAGGGACACCUGGUUUCCAAGGACCAAGAGGUGCUAUAGGUGACAAAGGUUUCCCUGGGCAAACAGGAGAACCAGGUGAAAAAGGUUUGCCGGGUACUGAUGGAUUCGCAGGUAAAAAUGGAUUAAUUGGUACGAAAGGACAGCAGGGUCUAUAUGGAGCAUCAGGUAGAAAGGGUGACCGUGGCGACAGAGGAAUGGAUGGUGAGCCUGGACGAAUCGGCAUUCCGGGAUUACCUGGUAAUAAAGGUUUUCAAGGACCACAAGGACGUAUAGGCCCCACAGGAAUCAAGGGUGAUCGCGGUGAUAUUGGUAGAACCAUUUAUCUACCAGCUACUAAAGGAGACAUUGGUGAUAUUGGGUUCCCCGGCCUUCCUGGUAAUCCAGGAGAAUAUGGAGACCCUGGAUAUACUGGACAUAUUGGUAGAAAAGGAGAGCAGGGUGAUGUUGGAAUCAAAGGAAUGGUCGGCAACGAGGGUCUUCCAGGUUUCAUUGGAGAAAGAGGUGACCAAGGACCUCGUGGUUUACCUGGUCGAAACGGUGAAUUUCCUGAAAGAGGCGAACAAGGUAAAGCAGGAAUUGACGGAUUACCAGGAUGGCCUGGUCCCAUGGGUCAAAAAGGAGCUCCAGGAGAAUAUGGAGUAGAUGGUCCUGAAGGCACACCAGGUCAACCGGGAUUAACAUAUGAAGGAGCGAAAGGUGAUCGUGGUAUGCCUGGUUUUACGGGACGCCGAGGAUACCUAGGGAUACCAGGACCGCGGGGGAUGGAGGGACAUCCUGGAUUAAAAGGUGAAAAAGGAAAUGCAGGUGAAAUAGGUUUUGCCAUUAGUCCCAAGGGCCAACCUGGAUAUCCGGGUUUGGCUGGUUACAAUGGAUUAAAAGGUGAAAAAGGUACAAUCGGAGAAACUGGAAGAAUUGGAAUUUACGGAGAACAAGGCUUAGUCGGGGUCAAAGGAGAGACAGGCGACGAAGGUGAAGCUGGAUUCAUCGGACCCCCCGGUCUACAAGGAAUAGAAGGAGACAAAGGAGAUACUCUGCUUCCAUCAGAUAUUUUACCUGGACAACCUGGUGAUGUUGGAUUGCCAGGAUUUGAUGGACGGGAUGGUGUAGCAGGAAUCCCAGGGUCUUUUGGUCGAAAUGGUUACCUGGGUGUCAAAGGGCAAAGGGGAGAAAUAGGAUUACAAGGUCCUCCUGGAGAACCAGGCCCUCAAGGGCUACAAGGUAUCAAAGGUAAACGAGGGCUUAAAGGUUUCGUUGGAUUGCAUGGCAGCGUCGGUCGUCCCGGUCCACCAGCACCUCCACCUCCAAUACCCAAAUCUAGAGGAUUUUAUUUCACGGUUCAUUCACAAACAAGAUUGAUACCGAAAUGUCCAUCUGGAACAUCACCGCUUUGGGAAGGCUUUUCGUUAAUUCAUAUAAUCGCUAAUGGAAAAGCUCACGGUCAAGAUCUCGGCGCUCCAGGUAGUUGUCUCCGUAAAUUCUCCACAAUGCCGUAUUUGUUUUGCAAUCUAAAUAAUGUUUGCGACUUUGCCCAACGAGAAGACUACAGCUUUUGGCUAUCUACUCCAGAACCAAUGCCCAUGGCAAUGACGCCGAUUCAAGCCAGAGACGUCGGCACAUAUAUUUCUCGAUGUCAAGUAUGCGAAGCUCCAACUAGGACAAUCGCUAUACACAGUCAGAGCAGUGAGGUGCCGACAUGUCCAGAUAAAUGGAAGGAGUUGUGGGUGGGCUACAGCUUUUUAAUGCAUACCGCGGGCGCAGACGCAUCAGGACAGAGCCUCAUCUCACCUGGUUCAUGCUUACGAGAGUUCAGGACACGACCGUUCAUUGAAUGUAAUGGUCUCGGACGUUGUAACUAUUUCGCUACUGCUGUCUCAUACUGGCUGUCUACAAUAAACGACAACUGGAUGUUCCAAAAACCCAUACAGGAAACAUUAAAAACUGAUAAAGACUCAAGAGUCAGCAGAUGUACGGUGUGCAUGAGACAAUGGGCAUCUCAGACGUAUAGCACCGCAACGAGAACCGGUGAUGUUAGCUUUGUACCCAACGCCCAACGACGACCUUUCCGUGGGCCAAGCCCUACAGGCAGAGUACCACGGUGGCACCGCAGAGGUUAUCGUGUCGCCUCGCGGAAGGUACCUUCGUUUAACAAACAUUAACUAUCUUUGAGAUAGAGUAAAUUUAAUUAUUUUUUUCAUAUUUCAUGUAAAACAAUGUUCUAAUUUAUCUAUGACACAAUACAAGUGUGUUACUGAUACCGAUUGAAAUCACUGCCUUUUAAGUUGAACAUGUAAAAUUUUAUAAUGUUAUUUUUUACUAAGUACUCGUUGUUUUGACCUAAUAAGUAUCUGCACCCGAUUAAUUAUAAUUUAAUUAUGUACUUUUACUAAAUAACUAAUUAUAGUUAUUCGAAUAUACCUAAUACUGUUAGAAAAUAUUUUGAAACGGUGUUUGUUUAAAAUUACAAAGAACGAAAUAGCCAAUAAAUGUAGUUUAAUUAUGAACUGCCUUAUGGAAUAAAUAGCCAAUGCAAGGCUACUAGCUAUUAUUCUUUUAAGGACACAUUAUUGUAAAUAAUAGUAUUUAGCUACUUGUAUGAACUUCAAUAAAUCGAGUUAUACAGAA
Molecule: messenger RNA, 5926 nt
Organism: Bombyx mandarina (wild silkworm)
Lineage: Eukaryota; Metazoa; Arthropoda; Insecta; Lepidoptera; Bombycidae
Gene: vkg
Product: Collagen alpha-1(IV) chain viking
Cellular component (GO): extracellular matrix; collagen trimer
Molecular function (GO): extracellular matrix structural constituent
Source: RefSeq, a predicted model, not a curated record